AUGGUGCGUCAGCUGCACGACGGUAUGAUGGCGCGAGUCACGGACAACGGAGCUGUCUCAGAGGCAUUCGCAGUGACCAAUGGAGUGAAGCAGGGCUGCGUACUGGCGCCUACCCUCUUCAGUCUUAUGUUCUCUGCUAUGCUGAUGGACGCCUACCGCGACGAACGCCCCGGGAUCCGCAUCGCCUACAGGACGCACGGUCACCUCCUGAAACAACGGAGGAUGCACUUCCAAUCGCGCGUACCCACAACCACCGUUCACGAACUCCUCUUCGCCGACGACUGCGCCCUAAACACCACCUCGGAAGACGAGAUGCAACGGAGCAUGGACCUGUUCUCCGCCGCCUGCGAGAACUUCGGUCUGGUCAUUAACACGCAGAAGACGGUGGUGAUGCAUCAACCGUCACCCAACUCGGCCACAGCCCCCAACGCGCCGCCGCGAAUCAGUGUGAACGGAACCCAACUGCAGGUGGUGGAGAACUUCCCGUACCUGGGCAGUACUCUCUCCCGCAACACCAAGAUCGACGAUGAAGUCGCCAACAGGAUCUCUAAAGCCAGUCAAGCCUGCGGUCGCCUCCAAAGCACAGUUUGGAAUCGUCACGGUCUUCAACUGAACACGAAGCUGAAGAUGUACAAGGCCGUCAUCCUGCCGACACUACUGUAUGGAGCGGAGACUUGGACGGUGUACGCAAAGCAGGCACGUCGUCUGAACCGCUUCCACCUCUGUUGUCUUCGUCGCAUCCUGAGGCUGAAGUGGUAG
Molecule: messenger RNA, 759 nt
Organism: Spirometra erinaceieuropaei
Lineage: Eukaryota; Metazoa; Platyhelminthes; Cestoda; Diphyllobothriidea; Diphyllobothriidae
Source: the annotation of a GenBank genome assembly